GCAAGGUUGAGGAUGUGAGAUAGACGUCAAAGACUGAGAGCUCAGACUCCUGAGAGACAGGGGAGUUUCUCUUUUCAAAUCUCCAAUUCGUUGUUUAAUGGCAGGUUUGAUAUAUCGGGCUGCCCAAAUGUCAGUUUGCGGAUAUGGGUAUACGCUCUUCAUCUCUCAAUUUCCACCACAUAAGCAGCAGACCCAGAAGAGAGGAAAAGGGCAAUCCUUUGGGCAUAGACGUCUCUUCAAUUUCUCUGCCAUUUCUUCUACCAGCAUUGAGACUCAUAAUUCGAUUCCCGUUUCCGUGAAAGCGCUGGCGUCGAUUGUUCUGAGUAGAAGGUUGCUGGGCAUCUCCGUUUUAGCUGCUUCGCUUCUACCCAGCUGCUCUGAAGCCAUUGAAGGAGGAGGAGGAAGAGAGGAGUUGGAGCUCGAAAGGUACACCGACCCAAAAGAUGGUUUCACUUUUCUCAGACCCUCUUCUUGGAUUAAGGUUGAUAAAGCUGGAGCUACUGUUCUCUUUGAGGAUUCGAGCAAGGGAUCCAACAAUGUUGGGGUUGUGGUGAGCCCUGUGAAGAUCACCGGCCUAAGUCAAUUUGGAACUCCUCAGUUUGUGGCAGAAAAACUCAUCCAGGCCGAACGCCGAAAGGAAAGCACCGUAGGUGCUGAAUUGGUUGCAGUAUCUGAGAGGUUAGGGAAGGGAGGCAUUGAAGUUUACGAGUUUGAGUACAAAGUGGAUAGCUCCAGGGGGGGAAUGAAGAGGGUGUUUUCUGCUGCUUUUGUGUUAUCUAAGAAGCUGUAUCUUUUGAAUAUUACUCACUCUGAUGGAUUAGAAAAUCCACUGGACCCAGAUACGCGAAAAGUCUUGGAAGAGGUUCUUCAUUCCUUUGACGUUGAUCAACAUCAAUAUGCAUUCUUUUGCUCCCCUGAUUCAUCCUGUCUUCCUCUGGUUGUAUAGGUAAGAAUUUCUUGUGCCAAUAAACAAAGUACAAAAUUGCUGGCAAUGGCCCUCUGGCACGGAGGUUCACUAUAUCUGUUUACUGCAUUCCAUUGAUUUAUAGGACAUGUGGAAUUACCUCAACCCAAACCCAUUUAGAAACUUUUGUUUUUCAAGAGCAACCCUUUACCAAUCCUUGAGAUUGCAUCUAUUUACUUGCUGUUUUGAUGCUAUUUUUGGGGGUGGGGUGACAAGAGAAACCUGCAGCCACUACCUGAGGGUAUGUACUAGGGUAAACUCGUCUUGUGACCCUAGCCGGCAAAAGACCACAAAGAGGGUGUUCUGAUGCCUUUUUUGUUUUCAACAUAAUGCUGUUACUCUCUUGUAUUUUAGCAUUUUAUGGUGAAUAAGAAACAUAAUGAUGUUAUGAUGUAAUUACAGUAGUGUAAGGUGUUGGGAAAGAUAAUGAGGGUUUCUUGCUUCAAUUUCAGAUUAGGAUGAAAAACAUUUCAGUUACAAAAAUGCUGUUUGUAUUUA
This is a messenger RNA of Ipomoea nil (Japanese morning glory), 1462 nucleotides long. RefSeq names its product psbP domain-containing protein 2, chloroplastic. Gene Ontology annotation, cellular component: photosystem II oxygen evolving complex; extrinsic component of membrane; photosystem II. Gene Ontology annotation, biological process: photosynthesis. The transcript has 4 exons. Lineage: Eukaryota; Viridiplantae; Streptophyta; Magnoliopsida; Solanales; Convolvulaceae. The record is from RefSeq and is a predicted model, not a curated record. Bases 98 to 946 code for a protein of 282 amino acids. Gene Ontology annotation, molecular function: calcium ion binding.